Molecule: messenger RNA, 1175 nt
Organism: Baudoinia panamericana UAMH 10762
Lineage: Eukaryota; Fungi; Ascomycota; Dothideomycetes; Mycosphaerellales; Teratosphaeriaceae
Exons: 2
Coding region: 283-1017 (244 amino acids)
Source: RefSeq, a predicted model, not a curated record
UCUGUUGCUUACAGGUUGCUUGCUCGGGAGAGGCGGCCUUGGCUGUGGUAAUGGAUCGACGAGCGUAAAUGCUACUAUAUGACAUAUGCGCUCUCUCUCCAAUUCAUCCACCUCUGCCACUUUCCUACAGACGACUUUCAACUGUUGCAUUCUUGACACCCUUUGCGCACGACUUGACUACACCAGCGUACAAGUUCUCCCUCGCUGCAUCGCAUACUGCUCAAUACCAAAUCCUCAGCUGCAUCCUGAUUACAAUACCUAUAACGACUGGAACCACAAACGAUGAAGAUCGGUCAAACCAUCUACUUCCUCCUCGCAUUCAUCACGACCAUCCACGCGCUCGCGCUACCUUCAUAUUUCAGCGACGCCGCAACCGCAUCGCAAGCGCUAUGGAAGCGCAAGGGUGGCGGAGGCAGAGGCGGCGGUAGCAGCAGCGGUUCGAGCGGCAGCAGUGGCUCAACUGGUAGUUCUGGCUCUUCUGGCUCGACAGGCGGCUCUACCACCACAGGCUCCGGCGUCAGGCCCGCGUAUGGCGCUGGGGGCCGCUACUACGGCGGUGGCGCCGCGACGCCAUACACCUCCGGCAGCAGGUCACCAGGUGGCAUUGCACCGUACUUCUUAGCCGGUUCCGCUUUGGCUUUCUUCCCAGGCAUCUGGCUCUACGGCGCGUAUGCGUACGCCUACCCGCACCCGUAUACCUACCACAACAACACCUCGAAUCAGAACCAGACGCUUCCGGUCGAGUGUCUUUGCGGAGGCAAUGCCGAGUGCGGAUGCGACAGCAACAACGACACCGACUAUAUCAACACCAUCGCGAAUAACAACACUGUCUCGCGGGUCGCUGAUGUCAAUGGCACCCAGACGCUCGUUAUCAACGGCACGCUGGACAAUGGCACAACUGCUUCUGGAGGUACGGAGAGCGCGAAUGCUGCUGGUAGCCUGAAGCAAGGGUUGCUCGAGAUGAGCGGGUGGUGGAUCGUGGUUGCUGGCGCGGUCUACACUGCCUUCUUGUUUUAAGGCAGCCAUCCCACCCGGGAAUGACCGAGCUGAUUCACGAGAUGAUGAACCAGAACUGAAGGGCUUGUGCAAGGUGUUCAGGCGAAAUGGGGAAAGUCUGUGCCCAAGAUGGCCGUGAAGGGUCUGACUAGGUGGCGUUAUGGAAAAACAUGCGCGCC